Molecule: messenger RNA, 312 nt
Organism: Paramecium sonneborni
Lineage: Eukaryota; Ciliophora; Oligohymenophorea; Peniculida; Parameciidae
Source: the annotation of a GenBank genome assembly
AUGGAUGAAUUGAGAAAAUUAAGAAGAACUUAUGCAUAUUAAAAUGCUAUAUAUAGAUUAAAUAAAGUGAAGAAAAAGAUCUUAAAACAUUCUGAAAAGUAAAAAGAUAGAUCUAAUUUGGAAUGGGAUACUACAGAAGAUAGAUACUUCAAUUAAUUUUAAUCCAUUAUAUAUGAAAAAAAAUAAAUGCGAAUGGAUAACUUUCGAAAGUAUAGUAAGACAAAGAUUGUAAUUAAUUACAAACUUAAGAUUAUUGGAUUAAGUAAUCCACAUGUUACUACAAUAUAUUGGAGAAAAUUAGAGAAGAUAUGA